GAGCACGUUACUGUCGUCAGCUUUCCCACAUGAUUCCACAGGAUUUCGCUGAGUACGAUUCACGCGUUGAUGCAUCAUAGAUUUGACACAGUCAAAUUGAUUUAAAAUCUUUGGUACGUAUGGUCUGAAGAUUUAAGUAAACGGGCGCAAUGGUAACUUUAGAUUCUCCACAUACAGAUAUUAAGAUGAGUGGCGAGCCGGUGGAGCCGACAGAACCACAUGCCGAUCAAACAGACCAUGAACAAAAUGGACUUGACUUCACAAGACAGAUAAAGACAGAGGACAGUGACUCUCCGCAUGCCGUCAAGACAUGUCACCUAACACAAGGAUCCCCCUUGUCUGGAGCACAGCUAACAGGGGACCUACCCUCCCUGCACCCCCUCCAACAGCUUGUAUUGGUCCCUGGAUCUCACCUCUCCUCUUCCUCGCCCUUCCUCCUCUCACAAACGCAGACGGGACACCAAGCACUGCUGCAGCAGAACCUAUUGUCUUUGCCCACACAAUCCCAGCCAGGCCUCCUACAACACCAGUCUGGAUUAGCGCUCACUCCCCAGGCAAUGAGUCGGGCAGGCCUAACAGGGGCCUCUUUGGAUGGGCACCUGGAGAUGUCCCACCUGCAACACCUGCCCAAGCACAUUGCCCCCACACAGCAGGAUGAGCCCAGUGACCUGGAGGAACUGGAGCAGUUUGCCAAGGCUUUCAAGCAGAGACGCAUCAAACUGGGCUUCACUCAGGGGGACGUGGGUCUGGCCAUGGGGAAGCUGUACGGCAACGAUUUCAGCCAGACCACCAUCUCACGCUUUGAGGCGCUCAACUUGAGCUUCAAGAACAUGUGCAAACUCAAGCCCCUCCUGGAGAAGUGGCUGAGCGAUGCAGAGAACUCCUCCUCAGACUCCAUGGCCAGUGCUGCCCCCCUGCCCCCCAUCUUGGAAGGAUACGGCAGGAAGAGGAAGAAGAGGACAAGUAUUGAAACCAACAUCAAGCUUACUCUAGAGAAACGUUUUAUGGACAACCCCAAGCCCAACUCAGAGGAGAUCACCCUGAUCUCAGAGCAGCUGUCCAUGGAAAAGGAGGUUGUCAGGGUAUGGUUCUGUAACCGCCGCCAGAAGGAAAAGAGGAUUUUCUGCCCCAUGGCCACACCGCCUGUGAAACCAUCCAAUUACAGCUCCAGACUGGUUCCCACUUCCAGGUCGUUCAGUCCUCUGGCCGUAAGCGGAGUGUCGUCCAGUUCCUCUCCCAGCAGUCCCAGUCGUGGGUCCUCACCCAAUGCUCUCUCAUCUGGCUCCAGUACGCUGACCUCACAGGCUCAGUCCCUCAACACCCCUGGAUCUUGGUAUCGAACGUGGAACCACUCAUCCUAUCUCCACUGAAGGCUCCAAAUCCUCCCUUAAUGGUGGAAAUGUGCUGGAAGAGGCUGGAAAGCUGAUUAUACUGCAUGAAAAGUUCCCUACCAUAUACUUAAAAGAGAAGGAAAAUGGAUAUAAAUAAGUGUCAUAGCAACUCAGAAACCUGUAAAAAAUGUGGCAAAGCUGUUUCAUAGCAAUUUCUAGAAAGAAAGGCAUUUAUACCAACAGCUUUGCUGUAACUUUCACCACAUAAUGAAUAAAAGGAUAUUAAAACCAAAUAUUAUCAUACAACAUUGUAACUGGAUUUUUUCAGGAGCAGCCAAAGGGGGGCAUUUCCACAGGUGUCCUCUUCUGAUGAUAUCAUGAUUACCAGAGGAGAGUAUCUUCUGGCCCUUCUCAGACCUGCAUGAAUGUUUACAGUGACUUAAUCAGGUAUCACAUGGGCUUUUGCAUAUAGGGAAUUCAAA
Messenger RNA from Megalops cyprinoides (Indo-Pacific tarpon), 1813 nucleotides. RefSeq names its product POU class 2 homeobox 3 (gene pou2f3). Gene Ontology annotation, biological process: regulation of transcription by RNA polymerase II. Gene Ontology annotation, molecular function: RNA polymerase II cis-regulatory region sequence-specific DNA binding; DNA-binding transcription factor activity, RNA polymerase II-specific. The record is from RefSeq and is a predicted model, not a curated record. The transcript has 13 exons. Gene Ontology annotation, cellular component: nucleus. The coding region runs from base 150 to 1370 and encodes 406 amino acids. Lineage: Eukaryota; Metazoa; Chordata; Actinopteri; Elopiformes; Megalopidae.